This is a messenger RNA of Bathycoccus prasinos, 1473 nucleotides long. RefSeq lists its product with no specific name. NCBI's taxonomy places the organism in Eukaryota, Viridiplantae, Chlorophyta, Mamiellophyceae, Mamiellales, Bathycoccaceae. The transcript has a single exon. The record is from RefSeq and is a predicted model, not a curated record. Bases 1 to 1473 code for a protein of 490 amino acids.
AUGGCGCCACCGCCGAAGAAACGGAAACGCGGGAGAGCGGACGCGGAGGAAAUGACGACGAUUCAGACGACGACGAGUAAUAAGAAAGAAGAUAAAUUUGCCGGAGAAUUACAGCAAACGCCGAUGGUGCCGCCGCCGGAAAAGAAAGAGAAGAAAAGUUCGACGAGGAAAGGCGUGUUUGGCGCUAUCGCCGCGUCCGGGGAUAAAGCGAACGCGAGUAAGCCGAAAAGAGCGGACAGGAGACGCACGAUUGCUCGAUUUACGACGGCUAUAUUACGAGCGGAAGGGUCGCACGUCUUCAUCAGUCGCGACGGGUUGGGGUAUCGCAAAGCGUUUGAUAAGUUUCUCGCGCAAACGUACGGGAAAACGUUCGACGUGAACGGGUAUUGGUGGACGAACGCUCGAGUUGAACCGUUUUUGCGUUUGUUAGUGCACAUCGCCUCGGAAGGCGCGACGAAUAUCUCCGAAAAAGACGCAAAAGAGUUGUUUAAAAAGAAAGACGAACGACAAGCCGCCGAGUGGGUUCUCGACGAGGACAAGUUGGCGAAAUGCGCGAGCGGGAUGACUGCGAAAGAUUUGGCUGCAAUUUUUGUUGGUAAACCGAGGAAGACGAAGAAAGGGUUCGUGAGAGGCACGCCUUUACUGGUACCGACGGACAAAGAGACGUUAUCGGUGGACGUCGAGGCGGUGAAGAAGUCGGAAGAGGAGAAAAAAAUGGCCACGGAGAACAGAUCGAAAAUACGAACCGAGAAGAAAGCCGCGGCGGCAUCGGCGGCGGCGGCGGCGGGCGCACAAACUAAAACGACGACAUCGACUGGUAGCAAAGAGAAGCACACCAAAGCGGCGACGACGAGGAAGAAAGUGGUGGCUUCAGAGGCGGCAAAGCCGACGGAUUCGAAUACCGGAAGUGUUUUGACCGACGGCGUCCUUCCCGGCCGAUCUCGAACGCCAAACUUUUUUCAACAACAAUUGCCGUCGCAAAAGAGCCUAAACGCGAUGAUGAUGUUACCACCGUCCCCGAAACCUGGUGCGAACAACCCACCAGCGCAGCAACAAGGUUUCCGCGCCACCUCAUCAAUGACGCCACCGCCAGACGUCGCGCGUCUCUUCCAAAACGUCCAAGGUUUUUCCGCCGUCGGUUCCAACAACGCCUCCUCCAACUCGUUACUCAUGCUCGGCUCUCGACCGGGUUCGCGCCAAGGCGCCAUCGCCGCCGCCGGCGUCGCGCGCCAAUACUCCAGCGAUCUCUCCAGAAUGAUGAGUGAAUUCAACACCGACCCGGAUUCGAGCAAUUUAUUCUUGAGUUCCUACAACGCGCUCUCCGCCUCCGAACUCGACGCCGUCGCGGCGACGAUGGCGACCAAUCCGGCGUUGAAAAGAGGCAUGAGCCGCCGGCAACCGUCUGCGUCGAUUAUGAUGAGUAACAACACGAACAACAACAACAACAACAACAAUAACAACGCGAAGAAGUAG